This is a messenger RNA of Mobula hypostoma (lesser devil ray), 4371 nucleotides long. Its product is annotated as zinc finger protein 367-like. Gene Ontology annotation, molecular function: RNA polymerase II cis-regulatory region sequence-specific DNA binding; DNA-binding transcription factor activity, RNA polymerase II-specific. The transcript is spliced from 5 exons. The coding region runs from base 64 to 924 and encodes 286 amino acids. Gene Ontology annotation, biological process: regulation of transcription by RNA polymerase II. Lineage: Eukaryota; Metazoa; Chordata; Chondrichthyes; Myliobatiformes; Myliobatidae. The record is from RefSeq and is a predicted model, not a curated record.
GAGACACGGAGGAUAAGAGACUUUACAAGAACUAUACUUUUCUGUUUUUGAAACGAAAAAUCAAUGUAUAUCAUUAUGUCUGGCGCUGCAGGUUGCGAUUCACCCAAACGGAUGAUCGUCUCUGUAAUUAAAUCUACAUGCAAUGCAGAGGAGGUAAAUCUGGGUCACUUGUCAAUGUAUUUACCAUGCCAAUGGCCGGAAAGCUCCAACAGCAUGAGCCCCAGUCCGACUCCCAGCAUCGGAUCGGCAGGAUCUAUUUCACCCGGGCAGAGUCCUGACCUCCCCGCCUACAAGGAUGGCAUGCGGCGUGGCCGUCCAAGAGCGGAGAUCGUCCGUGAUUUGAUCACCGAAGGUAAUUUGUCCACCAGCCGGAUCCGCUGUCACGUCUGCAAUCGAGUAUUCCCACGGGAAAAAUCACUACAAGCUCACAAAAGGACACACACUGGUGAGCGUCCGUACGUGUGUGACUACCCCAGCUGCGGGAAAGCAUUCGUGCAGAGUGGGCAGCUCAAGACCCACCAGCGCCUACACACUGGUGAGAAGCCCUUCAUCUGUUCCGAGCCAGGCUGUGCCACGAAGUUUGCUCAUGCCAAUCGACACUGUGCCAAGCAUCCAUAUGCCAGGCUAAGGCGGCAGGAGGGUGCAUCGGACCAGGACCGUGUCGCGACCAUUGAAGAGGACAAGGCAGUGGCAGCGUGGCUUGCAAGGUAUUGGCAGAGCCGGGAGCAGAGGCAGACCCCUACGAAGGAGGGGACAGGUUUCCAGAAAUCUGACCAGGAGCAGAAGAACUCAACAUACAGCCAUCCGGAGAAGGAAGUGUUGGCCCCCUAUUCUGGCCACCAACUGCAAGAGCAGAAUGAGCGCUGGCACGGAGCCCUGGCACUUAUCCAACUGGCAAACCUCUGCUCGGCUGAGCCGCUCUGAAUCACAUACUCCCUCCCUCCUAUAUUUGCUCGUCCGCCCUUUGCAAUUCUGCCCUCAACUUUCCCCAGCUCUUCAUACAGAACCACAAUCCUUUUCUUGCCCACCUCAUUCCCACUCUCCCUCCUGGCCAUUCUUCUGCCUCUUCUGCCCCACUUUGCCUGAGAAUCCGCAAGGAGAGAGAGUGGGGUAGGAGUCUAUAGGGGAACCAGCACAAAACUCUGCACACUGUUUGAUGUGGUUUUCCCGGUGGAUCAGUCCCAUAAUUAUUCUGAAUUACCAAAUCCCUUAUAAUCUGUAACUUUUCCUUGACCUGAACUGAUUUUAGUCAAUUUUGUGUUAUCCUUUGUGUGACAAAAAUGAGGGCUUUAACAGAUCCCACUUUUUUGAUCCUUUACUGAGUCUUAAUUAAGGUUGCAUUGACUCUGAAUGCAUGGCUAUUUUAAUUUUAAAAUAGAACAUUUAAUAAUAUAUAUAAUUAUUAAUUCUUUGUAACUACUCUCAUUGAUUCCUUAAACUGUGAAGCUCAUGCUGAGUUACUAUGUUAUCUGUUCAUCUCUCCUCUCCGCUGAGGCUUCCAUUUAUAAAGCACUUUCAUGUCUUCAGGUCCUCCCAAAGCAUUUUGCAUCAAAUUAAUUCUUUUCGAGAUGGACUCACUGAGAGUGAUGAGAGAGUUUCAAUGCAGCAGGGAGAUAAUCGCCAGAUAUUCCAUCUUUGUUGUUUAUGAGGGGUGAACAUUAGCUGAAGCAUAUUUUUCAAAAUAGUGCGGCAGAUCAUUUCCAUUUUCCAGAAAGAACAAAUGCACCUGAAAAUGGGAUCAGCAUAUGCUCACUUGGCCCCUCAAGCCUGUCCACCAUUUAAUAUUAUCAUGGCUGACCUAUACUAGUAUUAGUAGCAAAAACAUUUCACUCUCUACCAUGUCAAGCCCCUUGUAUGUUUGAAUAAGGCUAAUUUUGGCCUUGGAUUUAAAACAACAUUUUGUCUGCAAUAUCUGCACAUUAUUCAGGGCGCUAGAGUGUUAACUGGGGUUAUUUGCUGGAGGGCUGCUUGAACACACAAUCUUUGGCUUGAGAUCAGAGAACAAACCAUUGAAAGUUAAUGGUUAAAUCACUGAUCUCUAAUUCCAAGAAAAUGGUUAAAUGAAACUAGUUAAUGUAGGGGUUGAAAAAGUUGGGCAGAGCCAUCAGAGGUGGAUAUACUUAACAUUGUCACUUCUGUGUGGUUCUGACCACAGUGACGAUAACCGUCAGGGUAUACUGCCACCAUCUGCUGUGUUCAGAAACUGCAGCUCAUAACCCCUUCCACAUUACACUUAUUUUUUACAACUUUUCUUGCUCUUCAUUCGACUAACUGUCACCUUUAUCGCUUUGCUCACGUGUUCAAGGUUUUAACCAUAAAGUUUGACCUUGUGCUGUUGUGUUGUGGAUCGAAGGUUUCGUGGUAGCUCAACCCUCUUGGACUACAGUGGUGGGAGGGUUUCGGAUCUGUCCGGGAUCUGGGGUGUUGCAAAAUGACAGAUUUUGUAACUGUUUGAAAUUACAGAACGUUGGAGGAGUCUGGUACAAUUUGUUGCACAUUGCUUGCAUGUUUUUUUUUGCUGACUGGUAAGGGCAAGCUGAGAAGGUAGUGUAGCAACAAGAAAAUGGGGAAAUGCCAGAGGAGGGAAUAGAAUUAAGGGGUAAUGGAGCAAUAAUAUUACAAGCCACGUCAAAAUGCCCCAGGACUCUUCAAGCACUUCAAAUAGUCUCUGCUACAUUAUUUGCUUGAUCUGUACAUUUCUCUGACAGAAUAUAGUGAAAUUCUAUAUGACUGCUUUCUUAUAACAGAAACAAGUAAGGUUUUAGUGAUGGGAUUAAAUGCAUGUUAAAAAGUAUGCAAGGGGUUGUGGAAGAGAUGAUAGUGAUGAGUCAAUGAAAAUUUUCAUUCCAGUGAUAUCUAAUGCAGCCAAUGAAGUACUUUUGCAAGUGAUAAUCUGGCAAGCAAGAUUCAAGGACAAGAUAAUGACUGUUUUAGUGAUGUUAGUUGGUUGAUAACCAUUGCCCAGGGUACUGGAGAGACCUUUUGUAUAGCAUUAUUAAUCACCACUUGGAAAAAAAUUUGGGAUGAACUUUCAGCACUCCCCAUCUCCCUGGCUUACCUUUUGUGCCUUUUAAACUAAAACUCAAAUCUGAAAUCAGACUUGGUCUUGAGAGAGCCAUGAACUAGUUACAACUCUGAAGGAUAUGAGCUUAUUACGGGUGGGUGAGAGCAGAGGUUGAUAGACAGGGGGCUGAGGGGAAGUGAGGCAAGAAAAAGGAGUAGUAGAGGAGGGGAAGGGAGAAUGGAGUUUGGAUCUGAAAUGUAAAGUGGGAGAGAGCAAGGGAGAAGGGCAGAAGCUGUGGAGUAACAAAGAGGAGGACAAGGGAAUGUUCUGUAGAAUUAAAACAGGUUUUGAGCAUUGCAGGUCAUACCCCUGCAGAUUUGUUCACAAUUAUGGUGAGACCUAUGUUUUUUUUAUUUUUAGAACAGCAAAAAUAGCACUUUUUAAAUGAGAAAUUAAGCUAGUACAUCCUGAUGAAUUAGUGACAAACCCAGGAAGAGCAGUGGGGUUAUUCACAAUUUAAUCGUAAUUACAUCCAAGCUCCUGUUUGUGAUUUGCACAGAAAAUCACACUUACUAGAACAGCAGUGGGAUUUUUAAGUUCCAACUUUUGCACUACAGGGUAAAACCACUGCUGUCUGUGCAAGGUGGGGUGAAAGGUACUGAAUAGGGUCCUGUGAGGAGAAUGGAAAACAAAAUGGUGGUUGUGGCAACUUUUUGAAUGCACUCUACCGCUGCAUUAUUUUGUUUGCUGAGUGGUACAUGUUAAAAUGUAUCCAAGGAGCAAGUUCCUUCUUCAUUCGUUGAAACAGAGUGGAACCAAGAUUUAAGUCCUUGUGUUCCGUGGGGAGCAAGAGGCCAGUGCAGUAGUUCAGUGUGACUGAAGGCUGCAGGUCUGGCAAUUCAGAUUUUGUGUACAAAACUUGGUUUUUGAGAAAGGUUGUUUUAUAAAUUAGGAGAAAGAUUAAAUUUAUUCUGAAUCCCUUUAAACUGUACAUAAACAUUCAGGAAGGGGAAUACUGAUCCACAUAAUGAUUUUCUGAAAUUAAGCUCUUUAAAAUUUGUAGGGUUUAAAGAACCUUCAGUUCCAUGACAAUUUGAAAAUCAAAGGGUUUAAUUCUUGGACAGAUUUUACUGCACCAGGUUCUGGAAUAAAACAUUUAGAGUGAGUGGAGCUGACAGUAAUUGGGAGAAGCUUCCAAAGCAUUAAUAUCCUGGAUCUAACUCAUUCCUUUAUGUACUAAAGAGAUGUGAGCUGGGGUGACUGAAACACCAGAGUUUGGGACUUGGCUUCUGUGAAUGUGUAAUUAGUUCGUUAAAGUUUUUUUGCAAAGACGACUGUAAUUUGAUUGCACUGUAUAUAAACUAUUU